AUGACGAAGCUGUUUGCCCCGGUGAAGCUGGGCAAAGAUGAGUUGGCCCACAGAGUUGUCAUGGCACCACUAACCAGAUACCGCUGUGACGACGAUUGGGUCCCCUUACCGAUCGCAAAGGAGUACUACAGCCAACGAGCUUGCAUACCCGGCACUCUAAUCAUCAGCGAAGCCACUGUGAUCUCACUACGGCAUGCGGGACGACGCAACGUCCCGGGGUUGUGGGCUCCAGCGCAAAUUGCUGCGUGGCGAGAGAUCACAAACGUUGUUCACGCCCAAGGCUGCAGGAUCUGGUGCCAACUUUGGGCCCAAGGCCGGGCUGGCCACGCUGAUGUUCUCGAGGGGGUGGGCUCGAAGUUGAUGUCCUCCUCCGCUAUACCGCUCAGUGGCGAUGGCAAGCCCGUGCCUGUCGAGAUGACCGAGGACGAUAUUCAAGGCACCAUCAAUGAUUAUGUUACUGCUGCGAGAAACGCCAUUGAGGCCGGCUUUGAUGGCGUUGAAGUGCACGGCGGUAACGGGUACCUGCCUGACCAAUUCUUACAAGACACCUGCAACAAGCGUACAGAUGGCUGGGGCGGUACCAUCGAAAAGCGCUGCCGAUUUCAUCUGGCACUUAUGGAAGCUCUCGUUGCUGCUGUCGGUGCCGAAAGGACAGCCGUUCGUCUAAGCCCCUGGAGUGACUUUCUGGACAUGCUUAUGGACGACCCGCUCCCGACAUUCACCCAUCUGGUUUCGGAGCUCAAGAAGAUGAAGCUCGGUUACCUUUCGCUUAUCGAGGCGCGCAUCUCGGGCAACGAUGACACAAAUGUCGCUAAAGACAAGGAUGUCAGUUUCCUUGUCAAGCUGUGGGACAAUAUCAGUCCAGUCAUUCUCGCCGGCGGCUUCAACACAGAAAGCGCCAAGGAUACAGUGGACGUCAAGUACGCCGACUACGAUGUGGCGAUUGCCUUUGGUAGAUACUUCGUGUCGAAUCCCGACCUGGUAUACCGAGUCCAGGAGACCAUUGCAAUGACGAAGUAUGAUCGUGCGGUCUUCUAUACGCCGAAGUUGGCGAAGGGUUAUGUGGACUGGGAUUUCUCCCCGGAGUUCGUCGCGGCAAGAACCUCCAGGAUAGUAGCAUAG
This is a messenger RNA of Baudoinia panamericana UAMH 10762, 1122 nucleotides long. RefSeq lists its product as uncharacterized. The transcript has 4 exons. Gene Ontology annotation, molecular function: NADPH dehydrogenase activity; FMN binding. The record is from RefSeq and is a predicted model, not a curated record. The coding region runs from base 1 to 1122 and encodes 373 amino acids. NCBI's taxonomy places the organism in Eukaryota, Fungi, Ascomycota, Dothideomycetes, Mycosphaerellales, Teratosphaeriaceae.